This is a messenger RNA of Penicillium waksmanii, 246 nucleotides long. RefSeq lists its product as uncharacterized. The transcript has a single exon. NCBI's taxonomy places the organism in Eukaryota, Fungi, Ascomycota, Eurotiomycetes, Eurotiales, Aspergillaceae. The record is from RefSeq and is a predicted model, not a curated record. The coding region runs from base 1 to 246 and encodes 81 amino acids.
AUGGCUGGCUACACUAAUACGCUGGGGAACGCGAAGGAGCUCCGGCAUGGAUUACCCCGGACACAAUCCCAGCCCCUUCCUGUGUGUCCCAGCAGCAUGGCAGAUAAGAGCACUGGUCUAUGUAGCCCGGCUGGUUGGCUUUCCAAUGCAGCUCGACAUCGGAUCAGUCAGUGCGCCAUGGCGGCGACCGUGCUGCAGCCACAGAUCAGGCAGCCCGAGAUGGAUGGACUCGGGAAUGCGGUUUGA